CUUUAUAACAGUUAACACAACCUCUCUCGCUCUCUAGCUCCAUCUUUUCUCAACUAAAACUAUCAAACAUGGUCUCUUCAUCCUCACCGGAUCCGACCUCCGCUCCCACCCGGAGCUUGCUGGGUUUCGGUUUCUGGGUGCAGGGCUUUAGAUGCUUUCCAUGGAUGGCAGUUAACUUUUUCUUGAAAGACGCUCUGAAUGUCGAUCCUUCCACUCUUCAGCUAUUGCAAAACUCGGCCAAUCUUCCCAUGGUCGGUAAGCCUUUCUACGGCGUUGUUUCUGAUGCCGUUUACAUCUCCGACCAGCAUCGUGUCCCUUACAUCGCCAUUGGGGCUUUAUUACAAGCAUUGUCAUGGUUAGCUAUUGCAAUUCUUUCACAAUCAAGCAUCUCAAUCUUCAACAUUUCCCUAUACCUUCUCCUGAGUAACCUUGGUGCUUCAAUUGCUGAGGUUGCAAAUGAUGCCAUUGUUGCAGAGAAAGGAAAACAGCCCACUACCUCAACUAAGAGCUCUCAAUCAUCUUCUUCAGGCGAACUUCAGUCAUUUGUUUGGAUGGCAUCCUCUGUGGGUGGAGUCCUUGGGAACCUUCUAGGUGGUAUUGCCAUCAACAGAUUUGCCCCCCAGUCAGUUUUCCUCUUUUUCGGCCUCCUUGUUGCUCUCCAAUUUUUCUUGACUAUUACUGUUCGUGAAAGCUCUCUUAACCUCCCUAAAAGUCCAUCAAAUGUUGGAAUUAGAAAACAGCUCGCCGAGCUCUCAGCAGCUUUACGAAAACCUGAGAUUGCUUACUCUGUAACCUGGUUGGCAGUAUCCUAUGCCAUAAUCCCAGCACUGACUGGAACAAUGUUUUUUUACCAAACACAGCAUUUGAAGAUUGAUUCAUCAGUAUUGGGGAUCUCUAAGGUAUUUGGCCAGGCUGCACUCCUUUUAUGGGGUGUCAUCUAUAAUCAUCGCUUAAAGUCAGUCUCUCCUAGGAUACUGAUUUCAGCCAUUCAAGUAAUGAUGGCCGUGUUAAUGAUUUCGGACAUGUUGUUUGUGAAAGGGGUAUAUCGAGAGAUGGGGGUGCCAGACUUGGUAUACGUUGUGGCUUUCUCAGGCCUGUUAGAAGUUAUGUUCUUUUUUAAGAUUCUGCCAUUCAAUGUUUUAAUAGCACAGCUCUGUCCUCCAGGAUGUGAAGGAUCCGUAAUGGCUUUUGUCAUGUCGGCUAUAGCCCUUUCAUUAAUAGUGAGCGGAUACCUUGGUGUUGCUCUCGCAUCAUACACUGGAGUUACAGGAGAUGAUUUUUCUAGAUUGCCUCUAGCCCUUCUAAUACAGGCAGUGAGCACACUCUUGCCGCUAUUCUUGUCAUCUUUUAUACCUGAUGAUGUGAAAACUAAACCCAGGAGGAAGAAGGAGUAGACUUUACAGGAACUCUUCAAAGGCCUGGACUGGAGAUUAGUUAGCUUGUAUUUUUUAGUUCUUUUUUCCUUUUUUAAUCAUUGUUCUCAAAUAGAGAUUAACAGUAAAAAUAUACAAGGAUAGUCUGCAGUCAUUGUAAUUUAAGUUUUCUCGAAAAGAUAUAUUGUUAGAUAGUAUCAUCAUCUUUGGAACAUUUGUUUGUAUGGAAAAUUUUCAAUUCAUACAAUUUAUUUUAUA
Molecule: messenger RNA, 1631 nt
Organism: Pistacia vera
Lineage: Eukaryota; Viridiplantae; Streptophyta; Magnoliopsida; Sapindales; Anacardiaceae
Product: probable folate-biopterin transporter 7
Exons: 2
Coding region: 69-1394 (441 amino acids)
Cellular component (GO): membrane
Source: RefSeq, a predicted model, not a curated record